Messenger RNA from Mirounga angustirostris (Northern elephant seal), 3355 nucleotides. It is a transcript of the gene OSBPL2, whose product is annotated as oxysterol binding protein like 2. Gene Ontology annotation, cellular component: cytosol; perinuclear endoplasmic reticulum; plasma membrane. The record is from RefSeq and is a predicted model, not a curated record. Gene Ontology annotation, molecular function: cholesterol binding. NCBI's taxonomy places the organism in Eukaryota, Metazoa, Chordata, Mammalia, Carnivora, Phocidae. The coding region runs from base 434 to 2137 and encodes 567 amino acids. The transcript is spliced from 16 exons.
CCGGCGGCCGGCCGCACUUCCGCCUCGGUGUCAGCGGGUCGCGGGCCUGCGGGGCGGGGGCGGGGUGGGCGGCGAGGCUCGGCGGGCGCCGGAGGGACCGCGGUCCAGUCUCAGGUGUACAACCCUGUGAUGCUGAGCUCACAAGUGUAGCUGCCAUCUGUCACCAUGCCGCACUGUCUCAGCGCCAUCAGUGACAUCCCCGUGCUGUGCCUUUGACCCAAGACCGUUCACUCCACAGCUGGGAGCCUGGCCCUCCCCCUCCCCCUGGCAACCGCCAGUCUCUUCUCUGUAUGUACAGAUCUCCAGUGCCUGUUGGGUUUUUACCAAAAGGAAAGUUGAUAGCAUACGAUUCCUUACACGUCAAUGUAGGUCCAGUACGAUGACUUCGUAGAAAGGCCAAGACCAGGCGGCAAGGGAGCCCGGCUACCGAAGGAUGAACGGCGAGGAGGAAUUCUUCGAUGCCGUCACAGGCUUUGAUUCUGAGAACUCUUCCGGGGAAUUUUCAGAGGCAGAUCAGAGCGUUGCUGGAGUGAUGCGCGUGGAUACCGGCAGAAGCAAUGGGAUUGGAAAGGUCGGGGAGAGGCCCCCUCAAGAGAAUGGCAUUCGGAAGCACAGGACGUCGUUGCCCGCCCCGAUGUUCACCAGAAGUGAUUUCAGUGUGUGGAGUAUUUUAAAGAAAUGCAUCGGCUUGGAGCUGUCCAAGAUCACCAUGCCCAUCGUCUUCAACGAGCCUCUGAGCUUCCUCCAGCGGAUCACAGAGUACAUGGAGCAUGUGUUCCUCAUUCACAGAGCCUCCUGCCAGCCCCAGGCCCUAGAAAGGAUGCAGUUCUGUAAUCUCAAAACAUGUGACAAGCGGGAGACUGAGGUCACCAGGAGCGCAUCCUGGCACCGAGGAGCUGCGUGCCUGUGGCCCCUCGCUCACCACCAUGUGCGUUGCUCCCAGUGCGUGGCAGCCUUCGCGGUGUCCGCAGUGGCUUCCCAGUGGGAGAGGACCGGCAAGCCCUUCAACCCCCUCCUGGGAGAGACUUACGAGCUGAUCAGGGAAGAUUUAGGAUUCAGAUUCAUAUCUGAACAGGUCAGCCACCACCCCCCGGUUAGUGCAUUUUAUUCAGAAGGCCUCAAUCAGGACUUCCUGUUUCACGGCUCCAUCUACCCGAAGCUGAAGUUCUGGGGCAAGAGCGUGGAGGCCGAGCCCCGGGGCACCAUCACGCUGGAGCUGCUCAAACACAAUGAGGCCUACACCUGGACCAACCCCACCUGCUGUGUACAUAACGUGAUCAUCGGGAAGCUCUGGAUAGAGCAGUAUGGGACGGUGGAGAUUGUAAACCACAGAACUGGAGAUAAGUGUGUGCUUCAUUUUAAACCCUGUGGAUUGUUCGGGAAGGAACUUCACAAAGUGGAGGGGCACAUUCAAGACAAAAACAAAAAGAAGCUCUUUAUGAUCUAUGGAAAAUGGACAGAGUGUUUGUGGGGCAUAGACCCUGCUGCAUAUGAGUCCUUCAAGAAACGGGAGAGGAGAGGUGACCAGCUGAGCAAGGCACAGCCGGACAACGGCUCCCAGAAAGCUGAUGGCGACGUGCUGGACUCCGUGCCCGAGGUUCAGGAGACGGUGCAGGUCAUUCCUGGCAGCAAGCUACUCUGGAGGGUCAACACUCGGCCCCCCAACUCUGCCCAGAUGUACAAUUUCACCAGUUUCACCGUCAGCCUCAACGAGCUGCAGAGUGGCAUGGAGAAGACCCUGGCCCCCACGGACUGCCGCCUGCGCCCCGACAUCCGCGGCAUGGAGAACGGCGACAUGGGUUCUGCUGCGCGCCCCUGCGUGGUGGGGGCACACGGCCUGCCUCUCCCCGAAGCCCUGCUGGUGUCCGGGCACCACCCUACCCUCGCCCCGGAGUCUGGUUUGCAGAUGAUGACAUUUCUGGCCAGUGGGACUUUCGUUUCAGAUCUGGCGAGCCAGGAGAAGGAGCGGCUAGAGGAGAAGCAGAGGGAGGCCCGGAGGGAGCGAGCCAAACAAGAGGCCGAGUGGCAGACGAGGUGGUUCCACCAGGGCAGCAACCCGCACACGGGGACUCCUGACUGGUUGUACACAGGGGGUUACUUUGAGCGGAAUUUCUCACGCUGCCCGGAUAUCUACUGAGGGGCUGGAGUGGCCCCGGACCCCGGGACCGGAGGCUGGACUCCAUCAAGCGGCUGCUCAGAACUCUGGUCGCGGCAGAAACCGGCUUUUCCAACGACUGUGUUCGUGGCGACAGCACCAUCCCCGGUCGAGGAUUUUAUUCUAAUUAACUUUUGAUUUUGCCAAACAUUUUACUGCUGUUGCAGUCUCUUCAUAAAGCUUCACUUGGGAUCAUCAUGUUCUCAUUAAGGGUGGAAAAGGAAAAUCCUUUGCAGUCCCUUCACAUGACGGGACUCGGCUGGGCUUGUGUAGCUGACGGCACCCUCUUCCUUGUAAAGUUUAUCACUAAAGUCCGUGACCAGGGGGGCUCCUUUAGUCAUAAAUCCCUCCAUAGUCCUCCUUGUAAUGCAGAAGGGUUUCUGAGACUGUUUUGAAUGUGAACCGAUAACAGGGGAAGAUGGAUCUUGAAAAAAAUCCUUUGAAGAGCUUUAUACAGGCCAGGAAUUAAGGUAAUACAAGAGUGAAGAUUUUCAAAGCAUCAGAUUGAAUGAAAUGAAAAGUUGUCAGAUUCUGUAUUUUUUACCAAUCUUCGAUAAUGUAAAGAUUACUUUUAAAAUAUUUAAGUUAAAACUACUUGAAUAGUAUUUUGCUGAAAAGCAAGAUAUGCAUUAAUCACCAAUUGUAUACUAUCCAAACUGAAGCAUUCCCAUGACACCCUGGGACAGCUGGAAACCUGGAGGGGUGCUGAUGGAACCCCCUGGGCGGCUCCCAGCCGUGAAGGGAGCCCCGCCUCUGGCCUCGUCCACACCCCUUGUCACCAGGGCGUCCUGGUCAGUGCAGGCCACACCACGUCACAGAGUGUCACUGUUCCCAGCUGUGUCCCUCCCAGCAUGCACAUUCAGACGCGGGUGAGUCACAGCGGGUGUGCCCCACGGGAGGGUCCGCAGCAGCCUUUGCUCACAACCCUGUAAUUAAAGUUAUUUAACAAAAAAUAGGUGUAUGUCCAUUUUAGCAAACAUCUGUUCAAGUGACUGUGGUCUUCCUGUAGAAAUGUCAACACCACAGGGCGCAGCAGGGCUCUGAGCGGAAGGCCGUCCUCUGAACGCAUGCACACACUUGCACACUCAGGCCCACACGCAGUCGUAUGUAGGGAGUGGCGGGUUCUCCAUGAGAGGGUGUCAUCCCUGUGUGUCCAGGCUUCAACAUCACAUUUGUAAUUAAAACUCUUUUAAAAGCCAA